CGCCAUCAAUAAUGUAAUGUUGCACAGAAGUUGUUUGUAUAUCGUUGUACACAAGAUAACGCCAGUGAGACAUGUUUUGAAUGAUAGCUUUAUGUAGCUGGGCGACUGUGAUAAAACUGGGAUUUUAAAGAGGCAGAAACUUACGCGCAUCUGCUUCCAAGAUGUUUCAUCACUUCAAAGUUAUUUAUCAACAACUCUCGAGCAAAUAUUUUAACAAACUACAAUGUAAAAUAAUAUCUUAAUUAUAAUCCCUUACCAGCUAACCCCCACAAAUCGUUCGAGGGAAUGCUUAUUGUUGGCCAUCUCAUGUUCGACACACAUGGCUGCUGUAAACAGAAAUGCAGCAUGAUAGCUUCUAGCUAACGUUAGCUGUCAAACUAUUUGUCUAGUGAAAUAAGAGUGAAACAAACGUGGUUGAAGAUCGUUUAAUACUCAUAUUGACAAGCCUGUGUCUUCUCUCCAGCUGUGACUGCGAUGGAGGAGGUGUCUCUGAGAGUGCUGCCAAUGGACCCAGCAGACCGGGGAACCCAGAGGGUCAGACUGGGCCCAGGGCUGAUGUCCUCCCUGGGGUUGGGGCUGGGCUCUCCUGUUCUGGUGGCUCUGUCUGGAGGGUCCUGUCUCUGUACUGCCUGGCCCAGGCCUGACCUGGCUGACGGAUUCAUACAGAUAGACAUGAAAUGUUGUUCUUCAAAUCUUAUCUUAAACAAAGCUACACCCACGCACCUCAGCCUACCACUAACCCCCAGCCCUAACCCUAGCCCCAGCUCUAGCCCACUUCCCCCCAGCCCAGGCCUAAGUCCUAGUCUCACCCCAGUCUCCUGCCCCAAGCUGAAAGGCAUCAGAAUAACAGUGGUGGUUCAGAGUGUGGAGUUCCGGAAAACCACCCCUCCCAGUUUCAUCCAUGAACUAGUGAAGGACAUGCUGAAAGGGACAUAUGUCCACCAGAAGCACGUGAUAGAUGUGGGUGACUAUGACACGGACAUUAAACUGAUCGUCAUCGAGAGCCUGAACCCAGAGUCCACCGUGACUGGUUUGGUUACAUCUAAGACAGGGGUGGAAAUAACGGGGACGAGGACCCUCCGGUACUACAGAGGACAGCUCCAGGAGCAGCCCCAGGUCCUCCUGGGAGGACUGGAAGAGGUGUCAGCGUCUCUGAGAGAGAUGUUGCACCUGCCUCUGCAGUACCCUGCUACCCUGGGCUCCCUGGGUCUCUCCUGCCCCAGAGGAGUGCUCCUUGCUGGGCCGCCGGGGGUCGGAAAGACCCUGCUGGUCCGCUGCCUGGUGGGGGAGGUGGGGGCCAGCCUGAUCACAGUCAGAGGACCAGAGGUAGUAGGGUCUCGGCCAGGGGAGAGUGAGGAGAGGUUGCGGGCGGUGUUUGGUCGGGCGCGGGCAGCGGCAGAGGAAGGGCCUUGUAUGUUGUUCCUGGAUGAGCUGGACUCUCUCUGUCCCAGACGGACUGGAUCCUCCGCACCCGAGAACCGGCUGGUCGCUCAACUGCUCACGCUCAUGGACGGCAUGGACCAAUCAGAUCGCUUCCUCAUCGUAGGAGCCACUAAUCAGCCGGACAGCUUGGACCCGGCGCUACGGAGGCCCGGGAGGUUCGACAGAGAGGUGGUUAUCGGUGCCCCCACAGCACAGCAGCGGUUGUCCAUCCUGUCAGUGCUGUGCCAGGCCAUGCCAGUGUGUGUCAGUGUGGACUGGGCAGAGCUGGCCCAGAGGACUACAGGAUAUGUGGGUGCUGACCUCAGUGCUCUCUGCCGUGAGGCUGCCAUGCUGGCUAUACGACACAACACACCGGGUUCAGGGGAGCAGACUAUCACCAUGGAACACUUCCUGUCUGCCCUGAAGACUGUCCGUCCAUCCUGUCUGAGGGGCAGUCUGGGACGGACAGACCUCCCAGCCGUCUCCUGGGAACAGAUAGGAGGCCUGGAGGAAGUCAAAGUCAAACUACAACAGAGUAUAGAGUGGCCAAUGCGUUACCCGGAGGCGUUUGUGCGUCUGGGUCUGUCCCGUCCCAGGGGGGUGUUGCUGUACGGUCCCCCAGGCUGUGCUAAGACCACCCUGGUCAGGGCUGCAGCCACCUCCUCCCAUUGCUCCUUCCUGUCAGUCAGCGGGGCUGACCUCUACUCUCCAUAUGUAGGAGAUUCGGAGAAGGCCCUGGCUCAGCUCUUUCGUCAGGCGCGGGCCUGCGCUCCCUCCAUCCUGUUCCUGGAUGAGGUGGACUCUUUGAUUGGCUCCCGGUCAGAAGGCCAUGUCCCUCAGAGUGCCCAGACCCGCCUCCUGUCUGUGCUGCUGAAUGAGCUGGACGGGGUAGGCUUUAGGACCCUGGAGAGGAGAGGAGCAGGGAAGACCCUACAGGCUGAGGGAGUGGAGCACCACCAGCAACAGGAACAUUUGGAGUACCAGGAAGUGUGUAACAAGGAAGUGAUGAUCGUAGCGGCCACUAACAGACCAGACUUUCUGGACAGUGCCCUCCUAAGGCCUGGAAGACUGGACCAGAUCAUCUAUGUACCCCCACCUGACUUACAGGCACGUGUGUCCAUCCUGCAGGUGUGUACAGAGAAGAUGCCUCUGGAUGAUGAUGUGUGUCUGGAGGAGCUGGCUAGACACACUGACCUUUACUCUGGAGCAGACCUGGAGAACCUGUGCAGAGAGGCAGCUCUGUUGACCCUCCAGGAUGAAAGUAUGGAAGCUUCUAGUAUCAAACACCGAUACUUCCUCCAGUCUUUACAGAGGAUGACUCCCUCUCUUUCGACCCAGCAACUACAGACAUACAAAAACCUCUUCAGAUGACCAACUAUAGACCCACCCCAUCAGAAGAUGCCUCGGACUUGGAAAAUAAAAAUGUCAUUGUUUCCUUUCCUUUUUUGGGGGUCUGUUGGCUGUUUAUGGUGAUGAGUUGACGGUAUGUAGGCCUAAUUACAUUAGUACAUUGAGAUGAUUGUAAUACAUCAGCACAAGCAGGAUCUCCAGUCCUCCAACAACACACACUUAAUGUAGCCCGUACAAAAACACCUGAUUCAACUUUAAGGGCUUGAUGAUUAGAAUCAGGUGUGCUUAUCCAGGACCACAACAAAAAUAUACUGUUGGUGUAACUAGAGGACCAGAGGUCAGAAACUGCUCGUUCAUGGUCUUGCCCAGUGAGUCAAUGUCAGGAACCCCCAACCUGGGAAAACCGGUGCCCCAGGGACCCCCUUCCUGAUUCACUCUGUCUUAUUGGGUAAAGGAUCAUGGCCAGGCAAAGUCAUUGAAAUGUUUUGACCUCCCCACAGAAAUACACAAGUGUGAACUUUAAGUCUACUUUAGCUAGAAAAGGUAACUCAAAGUACCUUGCUCAAAAAAAUAAAGGGAACACUUAAACACAAUGUAACUCCAAGUCAAUCACACUUCUGUGAAAUCAAACUGUCCAGAUGUGGCAUGGAGGCGCUACCAGGAGACAGGCCAGUACAUCAGGAGACGUGGAGGAGGGCAACAACCCAGCAGCAGGACCGCUACCACCGCCUUUGUGCAAGGAGCAGUGCCAGAGCCCUGCAAAAUUACCUCCAGCAGGCCACAAAUGUGCAUGUGUCUGCUCAAACGGUCAAAAACAGACUAUGAGGGUCCGACGUCCACAGAUGGGGUUGUGCUUACAGCCCAACACCGUGCAGGACGUUUGGCAUUUGCCAGAGAACACCAAGAUUGGCAAAUUCGCCACUUGCGCCCUGUGCUCUUCACCGAUGAAAGCAGGUUCACACUGAGCAGAUGUGACAGUCUGGAGACGCCAUGGAGAACGUUCUGCUGCCUGCAACAUCCUCCAGCAUGACCGGUUUGGCGGUGGGUCAGUCAUGGCGUGGCAUUUCUUUGGGGGGCCACACAGCCCUCCAUGUGCUCGCCAGAGGUAGCCUGACUACCAUUAGGUACCGAGAUGAGAUCCUCAGACCCCUUGUGAGACCAUAUGCUGGUGUGGUUGGCCCUGGGUUCCUCCUACUGCAAGACCUCAUGUGGCUGGAGUGUGUCAGCAGUUCCUGAAAGAGGAAGGCAUUGAUGCUAUGGACUGGCCCGCCCGUUCCCCAGACCUGAAUCCAAUUGAGCACAUCUGGGACAUCAUGUCUCACUCCAUCCACCAACGCCACGUUGCACCACAGACUGUCCAGGAGUUGGCGGAUGCUUUAGUCCAAGUCUGGGAGGAGAUCCCUCAGGAGACCAUCCGCCACCUCAUCAGGACCAUGCCCAGACGUUGUAGGGAGGUCAUACAGGCACGUGGAGGCCACACACACUACUGAGCCUUAUUUUGACUUGUUUUAAGGACAUUACAUCAAAGUUGGAUCAGCCUGUAGUGUGGUUUUCAACUUUAAUUUUGAGUGUCACUCCAUAUCCAGACCUCCAUGGGUUGAGAAAUUUGAUUUCCAUUGAUAAUGUGUGAUUUUGUUGUCAGCACAUUCAACUAUGUAAAGAAAAAAGUAUUUAAUAAGAAUAUUUCAUUCAGAUCUAGGAUGUGUUAUUUCAGUGUUCCCUUAUUUUUUUUGAUCAAUGUAUAUUGGCUAACAGCUGAUUUAAGAAGUUGGACAGUCAUUUUAUCCAACACGUCUAAGUCAAGGAAGUUCACCAGCAGCAUCCCGAGUUGAAUACCUCUAGUCCCCUUUAGAAGCAGAACAAAACACAACUCUUUAGGUCAGUGUUCAAAGGAAGAUAUUUAUUUCUAAAUGUAACAGGUUCUUCAUUCAUGUUUCCAGUCAAUGUAUCUGCCAGUUGAGUAAAGGGAAGUGUGAGUGAGACUCAGACAGGUCUCAGUCUAGUGAUAAAGUAACUCAAAAGAUUGAUAACCAUGCCUCAUUUAAACAAACAGCUGAUAAUGUGAUCAACAGGCAAUACUGCAUCCUGAUUUUAAGGGAAUAGAAGUCUCAGUUCUCAUAUUAGUUUACCAAUUAAAGUAUGCCAUUUGGGACGUAUCCAUACUUCAUUCUGCGUAGUAGUACACGAGUGUGGAUAUUGGAGCAGAGCCUUAAGUGUUCAGGUUGAAGUAAUGAAUGUGCAAAUCACUGAAACACUGGUAAGUGCUGCUGUAGAGCCAAACCUGACAAUGUGAUCGACCAAAUACCUUUUAACAUAAAAUAAAUCCAACAAGAGCAACACAAGGCAGGUAAUGCAUAUACUGAUCUGCAGUCAAAGAAAAUUUCAUUUUAGUCUGUUCCAACCAACAUGUUGAUACGCUUGGACAGGAAGACUGACAGUGGUUUAAGGAACCAACCAAGACCUGAUGACACAAUGCCAAAUGUAUUUAUAUACCCACACAAUGACUGAAUUAUGCAUAUUAUCAAUAUUGGCAUCUCACAGCCCUCAAUGCUUAUGAAAUAAUACUGCAUUUCUGAAAUGUUGACAGAAUCAAUCUGAUAAGCAAAUAAAACUGUCUGAUAUUAACUAGAAGCAGUAGUCAUGCAUUUCCCUACUACAGUAUUAAACAUGAUUCAAAGUCA
Messenger RNA from Oncorhynchus nerka (sockeye salmon), 5453 nucleotides. RefSeq names its product AFG2 AAA ATPase homolog B (gene afg2b). The transcript is spliced from 11 exons. Gene Ontology annotation, molecular function: ATP binding; ATP hydrolysis activity. The record is from RefSeq and is a predicted model, not a curated record. NCBI's taxonomy places the organism in Eukaryota, Metazoa, Chordata, Actinopteri, Salmoniformes, Salmonidae. The coding region runs from base 475 to 2793 and encodes 772 amino acids.